This is a messenger RNA of Salvia splendens (bonfire salvia), 1218 nucleotides long. RefSeq lists its product as uncharacterized. The coding region runs from base 359 to 859 and encodes 166 amino acids. The record is from RefSeq and is a predicted model, not a curated record. The transcript is spliced from 3 exons. NCBI's taxonomy places the organism in Eukaryota, Viridiplantae, Streptophyta, Magnoliopsida, Lamiales, Lamiaceae.
UCCCGCAUUUUCUCGGUUAUGGAAAAGGCCACCGCCAGAAAACCGCCACUCCCUCCCCAUCGUCAAAGGUCAUAUUUAAUUGGCCUUCCCUUGCUGAUCACCCGACGUUCACAUAGCUAUCUCUCUCUCACCCUCUCUCUCUCUCUCUCUCUCUCUCACUUUGCAGAUUGGAUGAGAAGGCCUCCGCCACCGCCGGAAAGCCGCCCCUCCAUCCCCAUCGUCAAAGGUCAAAUCGGCGUUUCCUUGCCCUUAAUUAUCAGCCUAAUUUUACAUAGCCAUCUCUUUUUCCCCCCUGCAGAAUGGAUGAGAAGGCCUCCGCCGCCGCGAGAAAACCGCCCCUCCUCCCCGUCGUCAAAGAAUGGAUGAGAAGGCCUCCGCCGCCGCGAGAAAACCGCCCCUCCCUCUCCGUCGUAAAAGAAAAUCGGAUGAAACACCAAAUCGUUCUUGGGUUGCCGAUCAGCUGCGGUGUAGGGAUGGAUAUGUCAAAAUCUCAUCUAAGAUAUGUGUAUCAAUGGUGAGGGAUAUGUACAAUGUGCGAGCAGACUGGGCUGAUGUUUUUAAUGUUGAUUUGGCUCAAUACUUGAUAGCCAAGGUUCAAUCUAUUGAGCAUGAUGAUCAUGAUCAGUCUGCCUUAUCCCUCCUAAAGGAUGAUCAUUUACGUCUAGCGUUAUUCUUCUUCCGGGACUUCACACUAUUGCUCCUUUCUCUCUGCCAGGUUGACGGAAAUUUGUGGGCUGAUCGUUUGGCUCAUCAUCUCAUGCAAUAUAUUGCAAUGAAGCUUCAGUCAGCCAUCAAGCAACCUGAUGCUGAUGCUGGUGGUGACGAUUCUAGCCCCUCAAAGAAACUCAAGGGAUCAUAGUCUUUUAUCAAUCAAUCUCUAUUUUUCUUGAAAAUGUUACAACGGAGGGAGUACUAUCUAAUAAUUAGGUUUAAGGUCGAAUUCGUAUUUUUGUUCUUGUUUGUCAAGUUUUGAAGAUUAAGUAGUGAUCAUCAACAAGUUGGUAGGAGUUCUGCAUUUUGAUUCUCUAUUAUACUCCCUACUUUGUGAUGGUUGGUGCAUUUUCUAUUGAUAGAUUGUUUUUUAAGUAGUUUAGUUGCAAGUCUAGUUUGAGGAAUUUGCUAUUUCAGUUGCUCUGGACUGUAUGUCUCCCCAUCUGCAUGCUGCCUUCAAUGUCAUGGUGGAAAGUAUUAAAUAAUUCUAUUAGGACUUAGUCUGUU